Messenger RNA from Dicentrarchus labrax (European seabass), 1696 nucleotides. RefSeq names its product 5-phosphohydroxy-L-lysine phospho-lyase (gene phykpl). NCBI's taxonomy places the organism in Eukaryota, Metazoa, Chordata, Actinopteri, Moronidae. Gene Ontology annotation, cellular component: mitochondrion. The record is from RefSeq and is a predicted model, not a curated record. The transcript is spliced from 13 exons. The coding region runs from base 149 to 1498 and encodes 449 amino acids. Gene Ontology annotation, molecular function: transaminase activity; pyridoxal phosphate binding.
UGACGCAUGCGUGGUAGAUGUCAAGACGAAUCGAAAACAAUUCCAUAAAACGUUACUCAUUAUAAGUUAUUACGUGGCUCUUGGUCCUUUUGCCUCGGCAGUUUUUGGUUUAAGGUUUGGUUUAAGGUUAUAAACACAGAGAGAAAACAUGGCACUAGAUAGACUGAAGAAAGAAGAAACUCUCGCAAUGAGGAUGAGAUUAAUCGGGCAAUCAUGUAAACUCUUUUAUUCAGACGACCCUGUGAAAAUACUAAGAGCAAGAGGACAAUAUUUAUUCGAUGAAAAUGGCGAGCGCUACCUGGACUGUAUCAGCAAUGUCCAUCACGUGGGCCAUUGUCACCCUAGCAUUACCAAGGCUGCAGCAGCACAAAUGGACCUCCUGAACACUAAUACACGAUUCUUGCACGACAACAUAGUCCUGUAUGCAGACCGCCUGGCUGCCACCCUGCCUGAGAAACUGUGUGUCUUCUACUUUGUUAACUCCGGUUCAGAGGCCAAUGAUCUUGCCCUGCGCUUGGCACAGCAGUACACCCAACAGGAGGACGUCAUUGUGCUCGACCAUGCAUACCAUGGGCACCUUAUGUCCCUCAUCGACAUCAGUCCUUACAAGUUCCGGAAACUGGCAGGACAGAAAGAAUGGGUUCAUGUGGCACCCUUACCAGACACCUACAGAGGGAUAUACAGAGAGAAUCACCCCAACCCGGGCCAAGCAUAUGCGGAUACCGUGAAAGACCUAAUAGAGGAGGUGCACAGGAAAGGUCGUAAGAUCUCUGCCUUCUUUGCUGAAUCAUUGCCAAGUGUUGGAGGGCAAAUCAUCUUGCCCCGAGGAUACUCAGCUAAAGUUGCAGAAUAUGUGCGCUCAGCCGGUGGAGUGUUUGUGGCUGACGAGGUGCAGACAGGUUUUGGACGUUUGGGGAGUCACUUCUGGGGUUUCCAGCAGCAAGGGGAGAAUUUCUGUCCCGACAUAGUGACCAUGGGCAAACCGAUGGGCAAUGGGCAUCCCCUGGCAUGUGUGGCAACUACGGUAGAGAUAGCUGAAGCUUUCACAGCCAACAGAGUGGAGUACUUCAAUACGUUCGGAGGGAACCCAGUGUCCUGUGCAAUUGGCCUGGCAGUCCUUGAUGUGAUAGAGACAGAGGACCUAAGGGGAAACGCCACAAGGGUGGGAGCACAUCUAAAAGAUUUGCUCACAAAGCUACAAACACAACAUCAAAUAAUUGGUGAAGUCAGAGGUGCAGGACUGUUUUUGGGCAUUGAGCUGGUUACAGACAGGGAGAAGAGGACACCUGCCACAAAAACAGCUGCAUUGUUGGUGAAGAGGUUGAAAGAGGAGGACAGAAUCUGUGUCAGUACAGAUGGCCCCUGGGAAAGCGUCUUGAAGUUUAAGCCUCCUAUGUGCUUCAGUAUGGAGGAUGCAGAACUGGUGGUACAAUGUAUUGACCGCAUCCUCACAGACAUUGAAGCCAAUGACCUUAAACUGGAAAAGGAAGACAUCUAAGGUGUCACUUUAAUAGAAUGGGGAGCUGCAGUCACCUCACUGAUGAACCCAGCCAAUUGGAGGUUUAUAUAUUUUAAAAGGUGGUGCAAGCUACAGCACAUUACUACCACCUGGGAGAUGACCAAUAUACAGGAUUAUGCUAAUGCAACACUAAUCAAAGUUUUAUUUUUAAAACUAAUAAAGUUAACACCUUUUAAA